Molecule: messenger RNA, 3075 nt
Organism: Rotaria sordida
Lineage: Eukaryota; Metazoa; Rotifera; Eurotatoria; Philodinida; Philodinidae
Source: the annotation of a GenBank genome assembly
AUGACCCAUCUUGAUUCCAGUACUUUGGCUACAUAUAAUUCUUUGGCUGAUCCUCAUUUACAAUGUUAUUUUAGUAAUGAACGUAUUCGAUCUCAUUUAAGACAUGCUGGACUAAUUAGUCGUCGAGGUGAAAUUGUACCUGAUAGUGAAUAUCGAUUAAAAUUAGCUCGACGUGAUCAUAAAAAACAUGUUCGACAAAUGCUUGCUGAAAAUAUUGUUCAUCGCGCAAUUGAUAUGGAACGAGCACGACAAGCUGAAUUGAAACGUCAAUUAGAUAUGGCAUCAAAAGCAGCGUUGGUGCAUAGUGUUAAAGAAUCAAGACGACGUGGUGGAUAUUCAUCUGGAAAUAUGGCAAACUCAGCUGAUAUGGGUGUACUUUCGAUACAUUCAUCUUGGUCACAAAGUCGACCUAAAAGUGCCAAUCAUCAUCGAGAAAUUGAUAUAGCGAAUGAAGAAUUUGGUGAUGUACCUCGAGUUUCUCGUGUUCAAUCAGCACAUGUUAGUGGUGAUCAUCGUAAAAAAUAUUCAUCGAAAAGUCCUAUUCGUCAUCGUCAUCAUCAACAUCUUAAUCGACCAAAAUCAUCAUCUGUUUCACGAUCAUUACCAUUAAAGCAACGUUCUCAUGCAUUAACAAAACCGUCAGAUUCUUCAUUAUCAAUUCCUCCAUGUCGAAUAACAAUGGUUUAUUAUGGUCCACAUACAAAACUUGAAUAUGAUCAUUCACUGUUCGAACCAGUUGAUGAAAUUAUUGUUAUGCAACAACAUUGUGGAGGAGAAAAUUUAAUUGUUUAUAAAGAUCAUCUUAAACCUGGAGAUGAAUUUAAAUUUAAUUCACGUCGUCAUUCAGAUUAUCCAUUUGGUUUAUCUUUAUAUGUUAAAGGAUUAAUCGAUAGUCGAAUAUCAACAUGUUGUGAAUAUAAACAUCGUCAUGGUGUUAGAUUAGGUGGAGAACGUGGUCAUUUUGCUAUUCUAUCGGUUGAAGGAUCAAAACCUUGUAUUAAAUGUCGAUUCGAAAAACAAACUCGAUUCAAACAAUCAGCUGAUUCACCAAAAGAUUUAAAUGAAACAGAUGAUCGAAAGAAAAAACCAAUAACAAUUUCCAUACCAGUUUCAGAUCAAACUAAAACAAGACAUACACCUGUUAAAAUACCUGUUAAACAUACUCCAAUUUCAAAUGAAGAUUAUGCGGAAGACUUUGAUGGAUCUGAUGAUGCAGGAACAUCAAAAAAUGACUAUUCAUCAGAAUCAAAUGAACAUAAAAGAAAAACUGGAGCAACAGCAACAGAUAACCGUUCAUCAGCAGCAGCAGCAACAGUUCCAUUAAAAACUCCAACAGAAACUAGUUCAACAUCGACAGUAACAUCAGAAGAAUCUUUAACAAAAACUUGGCAAAUAAUAUUUCAUACAUCAAAUAGUCCAAGUGGCAGUUUUCAAUUACCAAAAAAUACAUCUAUAAAUGCAUUUUUGAAAUUUUCAUUUAUAUCAAUAAAUGGAAAAGAUGAAACUGAACAAUAUAAAAUUGAAAUGAAAGAUUUUCCUCAAUAUUUUAAAUCAGGUCGACAAGAUUCAUUUCGAACUAAACUUCGAGAUAUUGGUAAACCAAAACAAAUUCGUUUAAUACUUGAAAUAACAGGAAAUGAUGAUGAUGAUGAUGAUGAUGAUGAUGAUAUUAAAUGGCAACUUGAUCAUAUCGAACUUAUUGAUCCAAAAACUCAAUCACAUUCUAAAUUUCUUUGUAAUCAAUGGAUUCGUCCAUUUCAAGAAAAAAUUCUUAAUGUUUCGGAACCAUCUCAAGAUAACAUAAAUCGUCGAAGUUCAACAAGUACAACUAGUUCAAAAUCUUCAUCUUCAUCUUCAAGUCGAAAAAAACUUUCUCCACUACCACCACCACCACCACCAACAACAACAACAACAAAUGCACAAAAAGCAAAAACUUCAUCUCGUUCAUCAUCAUCAUCAUCAUUAUCAUCAUCAUAUGAACGUCCACAACGAUUUGAACAAAUUCAAAAACCAACUAUUAAUCAAACACGUCGAAUUUCAACAGAUAAUGAAUCAACUAAUGAAAAGAAUAAAAUUCAUUAUCGUAUAAGUAUUUUUCCAUCAAAAGAUGAUGAUGGAGAAUUUUUUCCAUCAAAUGAUAGUCAAAUUUUCAUACGUUUAAAUAAUCAAACAAAAAAUUCAUUUAUAUUAGAAAAAAAUACAAAAAAUUGUCCUUCAUUUGAAUCAGGUGAAAAUCAAUCAUUUGAUAUUGAUUUAAUACAAAAUAUAAAUGAACAACCAACUCAUUUAACUAUUGGAUAUUAUAAUUCAAAUAUUACUGCAGGAAAAUGGAAACUUGAUAAAAUUGUUUUAAUCAAUAAAGAAACAGAUCAAGAAACAAUUUUUCCUUGUAAAAAUUCUCUUAUAAGAAAUGAUUUUGAUUUACGAGCUGAACAAACUUUUCAAGCUGAAUUAAAACAAUCCGAUGAUGAUGAUGAUGGACAAAGUACACCUCGUAAUAUUGACACAGGCAAACGUGCAUCUUCACGAUCUGAAAGUGACGAAAAUAUUCAACAAAAACAAGCUCCAUUAACAACAAAGAAUGAAAAUCUAUCUUCAUCAUCUGAAUCACUUCAACUAGUGACAACGAAACCUAAAAAUGAUGAAAAAUCUCCAUCAAUACAUUCAUCUGCAAGUUCAACUGAUGAUGAAGAUAAUGAAUAUAAUAGAAUGUUUGACAAACAAAAUUCAAAUAAUAAAUCUGAACUCGAUUCAUCACUAUCUCGACCAAAAACUCGACGUGGUCUUCAAAACACUAUUGAAAAUGAUAACAAACAAAAUAAUACAAGUAAUGAAUUACAAACAAAUACUAAUAUAUGGAGACCAUCAAGUGAACUUGAUAGAAAAGAACCAGUUGAUCCUCUUAUUGGUUUAGAUGAUCUUCAAGAUCAAACAUCAAGAUCAAAUGAUCAAAAAACUCAAAAUUCUGUUCCACCGACAACUGAUAACCAUACUGAAAGUCCAUUUAAAAAUUGGUAUACUAGAAAUACUGAUGAUGAUGAUGAUGAUGAUGAUGAUAAUAAUAAUAAAGAUUAA